AAGCAGUGUGUUUAAUGGGCUAUCUUUUAGAAGCAGAUGUUAAUUUGCUUUAUUGUUCUUUCAAUGUGUAAUUCUUCUUAAACAUAAGUAUAUGGGAUUGAGGAAAAUAAGGACGUCUUGGCAAUUAAAAUGUCAAGAAUGAUAAUGAAAAGACUUAAAUAUCCUCAAAUGAAUCAACACGCAAAGAAGAUUCAUUAAGGGUAUGUGAACAAUUUCAUAGGCAAUCCUGGGACAUCCUAAUUUUCUGAAGCUGGUUCACAUAUUUUUUUCACUCAUUUGAUGAGUAGAUCUCCAAGUCUUAGGUGAGUAUCCCCAAGCUCAGUCAUUUUCAGCAUUCAGCAACAUCUACAAUCAUACUGGGAUUUUUCUCAACCUGGCUACCACUUGAUGUUGAGACAUAUUGGAUUUAGAGGACACUGGGGACAAAAACUCAGGGGAAAAAUUUCCCAUCAUGUUGUUGUCUAACAUGGAUUCCAGAAUAAUAUCGCUUCCCCUUUCUUCCAAUGUAUUUGAUGAAUAUGGGAAUGGAAACAAAGGAAACAUUUCCCUUCUUUGUCUCCAACUCCUGCAUCUUAACUUUAAGCCUUGUUCCUAAAUUCAACACCAACUCCUCUGAAUGCUCACUUCCAUCGGCAGCACUGCAGCCAUGGUGACUGCCAAAUGGGAGGAUUGUUUUCAUGUAUGUCUUCCCCAAGAAAUGACCUCAAAGAUUGUGGGGUCAUCAUCUGAUCUCUGAACUUGCUUAGUGGCCAGACAUCCAUGAGAGUGAUGAUGGGUUUGCCCAUAAUAUCAUUAUCCUCUGCAAUUUGUAAAUUUAGUGUGAAUUAAAUGGUGUACAAGCACAAUAUCCAAGAAAAAUGAAACCCUAUACAUAAUGCCAAUUGUAGAAUAAUUGAACUGGGACACUAUUUUGUGGUCCUUGCAAAAUUCAGCUUUUCUCAAAUUCAAUUGCCCUGUUUGGUACAAACUAAUUUGUGGGUAGUAAACUUCCUUAAAGAUAUCUAACAAUUGGUAAAAGAUAACAUCAUUUGUGGGUCUAUAUUUCUUUGCUUCAUGUCACUAAAGCUUCAUACUGUCCAGAUAAGUUUGUGGUCUGUGUUUAUAUUUUGAUAAUUCAAAGUUCUGAGCAGACCUUUCUGUUGAAGACAUCUUAGUCAUGGAAUACAUAUAAAUGAAGUUUAUCUUUAUGAACUCAGAAUACAGAUUUAGAACCAAAGGCUCUUGAUAUAGCCACCAAGGAGCUUAUUGUAGUUGCAAGACCAGGAGAAGUUGACCAGAAACAACUAGUUCAUGCUAAACAGUCAACAAAAGCUCUUAUCUUGAUGAACUUGGAAUCCAGAGUAUUUAAAAGAAAUCUCUUCCUUUCUUAAUUGUUGAUUCAUAAAUUAAGGCAAGGGAUUCAUACUCUGUAGUGAGAUGUUGGUCUUGUUUGUUUACUUGAUACAUACCACAUGCAUGCUGCAGAUGGUUGCCUUAAAAGAUACUGGUAGACAAGUUUUGACAUAUGGUGAAAGGAAACCUGCGGAGCAUCUUCUGAAGUUGGCUGAAGUAAUUACACUGAAAGAUAUUUCUUCAAUAGCCCAAAAGCUUCUAUCAUCCCUGCUCACAAUGGCAUCAUAUGGAAAUGUUUAUUAUCUCCUACCCUACGAUAUAGUUAGCGACAAGUUCAAGUCAAAAAUGGGAUUGCUUUCUUAAAUCAAACUGGACAGUUAUUUGACCUAAUAGUGUGUUAAUAGUGUUCUGCGUCAGCAUUUCUUCACAGCAAGAAACGGGUGGAAAAUGAGGAGAAUGGACAUCAGCCUACUUGACAAUAAAUAGUUCCCAAGAGAACAGCAUGAGUUGUAGUAGUUUUCCCAUACGAUGCACUUCCAUGUUUUCAGGUGCACUCCAGGACUCGCUGUUUUGCUUGGAAAAAAAAAUAAGAACCUCAUUGCACUCCAAUUUUACCAAUUCUGGAUAAGAAAAUUGAGCCUCAAAUGAUCGUUCAUUUCAUCAACUACCCGUGUUACUUCGAUUUUUUCGUAUACAACUUCAGAUUGUUAAGAAAAUCUCUGCGAAGAUCGUGGGAGGGAGGUGCAAAGUUUAGGAUUUCGUAUGGGACUCUUCACCAAGCUGGCUGUUCUCUGUCUGUAAGAAAUGAAAAACAGGGGGAGCAAUUCCAGUUGAUCAGUCAACCGGCUGAAAGGUUUUUUUCCUUUUUUUUUUCUUUUUUAAGAAUUGGAUUCCACCAUCAAAAGUCAAUUUAAAAUUAAAUAAUUUUAUCGAUG
Molecule: messenger RNA, 2267 nt
Organism: Rubroshorea leprosula
Lineage: Eukaryota; Viridiplantae; Streptophyta; Magnoliopsida; Malvales; Dipterocarpaceae
Source: the annotation of a GenBank genome assembly